UGUUUAUCGACCUGUCCUUGUCUCGCUUGUUUCUCCCUCAGUCUGGCUCCACACGACGUGGGUGAGUCUGGACAUGUCCGGGAACUACUCGUGCAUCGACGACAGAGGGCAGGACCGGUGGACUGCUGACCUUGUCACGACCAAGGCGUUGUGGCGUCGCUGUGUCGGGAAAAUGGCUCUCCUCGUCUCUCUCAGCCUGGCCUUAAGCCUUAUCGUGGGCUUUCUGGCCGUCUACGUGUGGCGGCGGUUCAGGACUGCGGUGCGGGCGUUCUUUCUCAACAUCCUGGCUCCUGAUUUCAGGAAGACAAAAAUGGAGGAUUACGGUAUUCAUGUAUUUGUUGGAUAUGCCGAUGAUGACUUCCGCUUCAUUCGCUUCGUCCUUCGCAGGUACCUGGAGGAAGAUCUGAACCUGAUCACUUACAUCCACCAGCGUGACCUGGGCGCGGGUUAUCUUGACCAACAGCUGCUGGACGCUAUCCAGGACAGCUGGAGACUGGUGUUGGUCUUGUCCGCCAACUUUCUCCGGAGAUACGAGAAGGCGCACCUCGUCAUGAAGAUGUGCACGUCUGCCGUGACCCCGGUGAACCCUGACCGCGUGCUGGUGUUGGUGGAGCAAGGUCAAGGCCGCCAUGUCCCCGACUACGUGCUGGCGGUGUUGGACGAGGAGAAGCUGGUCAGACUGCACAGCCUUAACGAGGAGCUGGGAUACGAGCAGAAACAACGCAUCAAACAUCUCAUUUUGUCGUAAACCGUACAGCGCAUCAAACUUCUCAUCUUGUCGUGAACGACAUAACACAUUGAAAUAUCAUCUUGUCGUGAACGACAUAGCACAUUGAAAUACCAUCGUGUUGUGAACGAUAUAGCACAUUGAAAUAUCAUCUUGUCGUGAACGACAUAGCACAUUGAAAUAUCAUCUUGUCGUGAACGACAUAGCACAUUGAAAUAUCAUCUUGUGAAUGACAUAGCACAUUGAAAUAUCACCUUGUCGUGAACAACAUAGCACAUUGAAAUAUCAUCUUGUGAACGACAUAGCACAUUGAAAUAUCAUCUUGUCGUGAACAACAUAACACAUUGAAAUAUCAUCUUGUGAACGACAUAGCACAUUGAAAUAUCAUCUUGUCGUGAACAACAUAGCACAUUGAAAUAUCAUCUUGUCGUGAACGACAUAGCACAUUGAAAUAUCAUCUUGUCGUGAACGAUACAUUGCUUUGAAUUUUAUCUCAGAUACGGCACUUCAAACAUCACAUGAAGUCCUGAACGCUUUUAUUUCACUUCUUGUUUGUUUUUUUGUUGUUUUUUUUAGUAAAGAGAAGCACAUCGACACAAUAAUGGUCACUUAGUGCUGGGAGUGUCGCGAGUGGCCAGCAAGUGCAACUAAUGCGGAAAUUGUGGCCAUCCUAGAGGAAAAUUCAGUGAUGGGUGAUGUUGUUGUCUUCACCGACGGAUCAGUGAGGCGUGGCCAGAAAUCUGGAUGGGCGUUCAGUGCUCGAGUUGAAGGUAGGAUAAUCAAAGAACAGUCUGGAGCUUACGAGUGCACUACGUCGAGCAUGGCAAUGGAGGUCAAGGCAAUAACAGAGGCGCUGGAAUGGAUCAGCAUGGAAGCGUAUAAACAUGCCCUGUUUUUUCACAGACUCGAUGAGCACCCUACAAAAAAUCAGGAGUGGGUGGCUCUACAGUGACUGGAGAGCUUCCAUUGCAAAUAGCCACCUCCUAAGAAUUACAU
Messenger RNA from Aplysia californica (California sea hare), 1723 nucleotides. RefSeq lists its product as uncharacterized. Gene Ontology annotation, biological process: signal transduction. NCBI's taxonomy places the organism in Eukaryota, Metazoa, Mollusca, Gastropoda, Aplysiida, Aplysiidae. The coding region runs from base 74 to 748 and encodes 224 amino acids. The record is from RefSeq and is a predicted model, not a curated record. The transcript is spliced from 4 exons.